Messenger RNA from Hibiscus syriacus, 534 nucleotides. RefSeq lists its product as uncharacterized. The record is from RefSeq and is a predicted model, not a curated record. The coding region runs from base 70 to 402 and encodes 110 amino acids. The transcript has 2 exons. NCBI's taxonomy places the organism in Eukaryota, Viridiplantae, Streptophyta, Magnoliopsida, Malvales, Malvaceae.
CCCCUAACAACUUCAUCUUUCUCGUUCUCUUCCUUUUCACUCUGUCUCUUUAAUAGUGUGUUAGAUUAGAUGGACAUGCUUAAGGCCAUAAAAGCUGACUUGGCAAGACUGCGAGAGAAGGAUAUAGGUAUUGGAGAAAGGCUGGUAUCUGUGGAAAGUUCACUGAAAGAGCUGAAGAGAUUGAUUUCAGAGUGUAGGGCAAAGGCGAAUUUGGUUGGUGACUUGGUGAACUUCGUCAUUCAAGCAGCGAUUGAAAAUGAUCUCAACAUUGACGAGGAAACAAUGGUCUUGAUAGAGGAAACUACAAGGGCCUUAACGGAAGCUUUGAACCAGGUUCAAUCUAGCAGUAGCUGCCCUGCUGCUGCCGAAAAUGGUGGCGGCCACGAUGAAAAAUUCAAAUAACUAAAUCAGGGAUUUACAUAGCGGAUCACAACUGCACUAGAGGCCACUGUUUUAUAGUGCUGGUGAAUCAGACUGAAACCGUUAUUGUUUGAACGCGAUAUCCACAAUUACUAUAAUAGUAUAUGUUGUGUA